Molecule: messenger RNA, 5775 nt
Organism: Oncorhynchus keta (chum salmon)
Lineage: Eukaryota; Metazoa; Chordata; Actinopteri; Salmoniformes; Salmonidae
Product: relaxin receptor 2-like
Exons: 22
Coding region: 348-2606 (752 amino acids)
Biological process (GO): G protein-coupled receptor signaling pathway
Cellular component (GO): membrane
Molecular function (GO): protein binding; G protein-coupled receptor activity
Source: RefSeq, a predicted model, not a curated record
CAUUCGUCUUCAGCUUGUUAGGAAGCCCCCCUUACUCGCGUCUGUGAACCUGACUGUGUGUGUGUGUGAGAGAGAGAGAGAGAGAGAGAGAGAGAGAGAGAGAGAGAGAGUGAGAUGAAGUCUGUUGACGCAAACCGACCAGCUUUUCCUUGCUCAGUUAUUAGUCUAGUUUUUUUACGCCCUCUGCUUUAAUAUAGUGAUCUGAUAUGGGACCGCGUGUCACUGUCACGGUUCCGCUGUCAUGUUCGUUACCGGCAGAAUGUUGAGCAACACCGGUGGAGUCGCGAGGGAAUUCCUAAUGUGGAGCGCUAUCUGGUUCACAGACAACUGACCCCAAAACAAGGAACAUGAGACGCGGUAAAGUUCCCAUACCGAUACUGGAUGUACUAUCGGCUAUUCUGCUGCUCAUGCACCUGUCUGAAAUGGCAACCAGGGCUGCAGCAAUGGUGUCCAGCAGGGUGUCAGUAGAGAGCAGUUGUCCUCUGGGCCAGUUUCCCUGUGGUAAUGUGACAGUGUGUCUACACCAGGCUCUACAGUGUAAUGGACAUAGAGACUGUCCCAAUGGAGCCGACGAGGACAACUGUGGAGACAACAGCGGAUGGGCGGACAUCUUUGAUCGAACCAUCAGGAAGGUCCAACCACAGGUCCUACCGUUACCAGAAGACUGCUUCUUGCAGCAGUACCCACAGCGUUGUGACUGUAUCAAGACAGAGCUGGAGUGUGUGGAAGUCAACCUACAUGACGUUCCUCAAGUCUCCACCAAUGUCACCUGGCUGUCUCUGAAGAGUAACGAGAUAAAGAGACUGUCGGACAACAUCUUCUCCAAAUACACACACCUGCAGAGACUGUUCUUACAGAAUAACAGCAUCCAGACAAUCUCCACUCAAGCCUUCAGUGGACUCUACAAACUGGAGAGACUGUUUCUCAGUGAGAACUCCAUCUCAUCUCUCAGCCCGGGUGUGUUCAGUGAUCUCCGUAAUUUAUGGUGGCUGGUGUUGGAUCACAACCCCCUGAACAGUGUUUCCCAAGACACCUUCACCGGCCUCACCUCCCUCAUGUUCCUCUCCAUGGUUAAUACAUCUCUGGUGCAGCUCCCCCAGCCCAGCCUCUGUCACCACACACCUAACCUCAGCUGGGUGGAUUUUGAGGGCAACCAGGUCUUAACCAUUAGCUACUCUACUCUGAUGACCUGCAGCCACCUCACAGUACUGCUCCUAAUGGACAACAAGAUCACAACUCUUCCUGAGAACACUUUUCAGUCUCUAGUGGUUCUAGAAGAACUAGACCUGUCGGACAACCGGAUUACUGAGCUCCCCAACAACACCUUUAAGAGCCUAAAGUCUCUCGUCAAACUGAACAUAUCCCAUAAUCCUCUGUUCCACAUCCACCCGGGUCACUUUGAUCACCUGACCCAGCUCCAGUCCCUAGGUCUGGAGGGUAUUGAGAUUCCAGACAUCCAGACGAAGAUGUUUGUACCCAUGGGAAACCUCUCACACAUCUACUUCAAGACAUUCCAGUACUGUUCCUAUGCGCCCCACGUGAGAACGUGCAAGCCCAACACAGACGGUAUCUCUUCCUUCGAGGACCUGUUAGCUAACGUGGUGCUCAGGGUCUCUGUGUGGGUCAUGGCCUUCAUCACAUGUUUUGGGAACCUCUUUGUCAUCGGGAUGAGGUCUCUGAUCAGGGCAGAGAACAACUUGCACGCCGCCUGCAUCAAAGUCCUCUGCUGUGCAGACUGUCUGAUGGGUGUGUACCUGUUCUUUGUUGGUGUGUUUGACGUGAAGUUCCGAGGGGAGUACAAUCGGAACGCUCUCCUGUGGAUGGAGAGUGUGGAAUGUCGAACCAUCGGAUUCCUGGCUAUGCUCUCCUCAGAGGUAUCAGUUCUGCUGCUGACCUACCUGACUAUGGAGAAGUUCCUGGUCAUAGUGUUUCCCUUCAGCCACCUGAGACCUGGUAAACUACAGACUGUGGUGGUGCUAGUGUCUAUCUGGGUGCUGGGGUUCAUCAUCGCUGUGGUUCCCUUGCUGAACGACGAUCUGUUUGGGAACUACUAUGGUCGUAAUGGGGUCUGCUUCCCCCUACACUCUGACAGACAGGAGAAACCCACUGCUAAAGGAUACUCUAUCGGAAUAUUCCUUGGUCUGAACCUGGUAGCCUUCCUGGUGAUCGUGUUCUCCUACUCCUCCAUGUUCUACUCCAUCUAUAAGACUGGAAUCAAUGCUACAGACCUGAGGAGCAGGCUACACAGAGAUGUGGCUGUAGCUAACAGGUUCUUCUUCAUCGUCUUCUCUGACGCCCUCUGCUGGAUCCCCAUCUUCCUGGUCAAGAUACUGUCCCUGCUGCAGGUCGAGAUACCAGGUACCAUCUCAUCCUGGGUGGUGAUCUUUAUAUUACCCAUCAACAGUGCCCUGAACCCUAUCCUCUACACCCUGACUACCAGCUUCUUCAGAGAACAGGUGGAGGUGCUGCUGUGUCGCUGGCAGAGGCGGUCGACCAUGAAGAAGAACAGGAAGAGCCUGACCUCCUCUAUCAUACAUGGAGGCCUCACGGAAUACAUCCUAUCACCCCCCAGUCUACCUACUGACAUGGACCCUCGCUAUGGGUGAGGGAAGGAGGGAGAGACAUACUACCACCCCCCUUCAUAUCUGCCCAGAAUUUCAUUGGAUCCUGACUGUGGGUAGAAAGGGGGAGAGUGGAGUAAAGAGGAAGGACAGUAUUCAUUUUACCACCCCCUGAAUCCCACUGACUGAGAUAUGAAGGCAUCUCUCCACCUGGGGAAGGAGAGGGGAUAUUUGACUGAUCUAUUGCUCCUCUCUCCACACCUCCCUGCAGCUCCAGCCAGAGGACUAGAGGACUACUUCUUAAUUAACCAUUCAUGUAAUACCAUUAAGACCAGGGCUGCCCUGGAGAGGGCUGUUUCAGACUAUUACUGCUGCAAAUGGAUUGCUCUUUAGGGACAAUAUUGAUUUGUGCUCAAAGCUCCAAGCUCUUCACUGUACAGUAUGGGAGAAAUUCACCUCACCCACCUCAUCCACUACAGUACUUACUAUGUCGCAGGGUUGGAGCCAAUUCGAAUUGAAGGUAGUCAAUUCAGGAAGUUAUUUGAAUUUGAACUUUAGAAAUAAACAGCUUUCACUUAUAGUUUCUUGAGAAGCAAUUUCAAAUAGAUGGCCCUUUUCGAAUGCCUUCAGUUCGAAUGGACACCAACCAUGCCAUGUAGCGCCGAUAAAUGAAUGGACCCCAACCGUGCCAUGUAGCGCCGAUAAAUGAAUGGACCCCAACCGUGCCAUGUAGCGCCGAUAAAUGCUGGGACUGGGAGGAUGUAGGACCUGUUUACAUAUGGACUCCUUAUCAACAAACCUCUUUGUUUGUUUGUUUGUUUGUUUGCUUGUACAUAAGCAACUGAACUGUGUGAUUGUUUAAUAAUCUAGCUCCCAUUGGUUGUGUGUGUGUCACAAAUGGCCCUUUUGUUCCCUGUGUAGUACACUUCUUUGGGCCAUGUUGGGACGUGGACUUUCUUCUUUGUGGAGUCUGUUAAUCUUACAUGAUGAGAAGAUUCUUACCCGUGGUCACAUGUCUGUGUACUGUACAUGCCCACUGGGCACAAACUGGUUGAAUUUAUGUUGGGGGGGGUUUUUCAACAUCAUUUGUCAACGUAUUGUGAGGUGGAAUCUACGUAUAAAAAUACAUUGAAUUUGCAAAAAGUCAUCAACUGUUGUUUUGAGGUGGAAUUUCAAUCACAGGAUUAUGUCAUCAUUGUAACACAUUUUCAACAUAGACAAACCUUGUAAAAUAUGUUACAUUUCUACCUUUGGAAAAAUGUCAGAUCUUUAACGUUAUAUUCACUCGCAGACAGAAAAGCAAUGGGUCGGGCAGCACCUCCUACUGGAGAGUUGGUCUAUCUACAGCUAUCCCUUCGGUCUCCCAUCCAGGGAUUUAAACAAGCCCAGCUUUGCUUUGAUAUUUGUUACAAACUAUUACCGAUAGGGGCGCAACUUUGGUUUUAGAAGUGGGGGGGGGGGGCAUAAUUAUUAUUAUUAUUAUUUUUUAUAUAUUUUUAAUCGAGAUAAACACUCCAAACAGCCUACCCGACCGCUUGGAGGCGUCCGCAUGGUCCUAAAGCAAACCGUUGCCUGUUUUGUAUCACAUUCCAAUUAUAAAAUUGGCCAGGACAAAAAUGCAAUUUCAGAACGUGGGGGGGGGACAUGUCCCGAAAGUUGCUCCCCUAGUGAGAAUGAUUGAGAGCUCUCCAAUUAAAAACAAAAUACAUUCACUGUUGCUAUGGAAGUCAUUUCAAAGGGUAGGUUUAAAAGAGCAAAUUAAACACUGUAGAAUAAUACUUCAUCAAUGAGACUAUUUAGGCCUAUAUAGUAUUUGCAAAGUUCCAGGUGGAACCCUUUUGUGUUCCAAUGUAGAACCCUUUCCUGAAGAGUUCUACCUGGAACCAAAACGGGUUCUACCAGAAACCAAAAAGGGUUCUCCUAUGGGAACAGCAGCAGAACCCUUUUGGGUUCCAUGUAGAACCCUUUCAUGAAGAGUUCUACCUGGAACCAAAACGGGUUCUACCAGAAACCAAAAAGGGUUCUCCUAUGGGAACAGCAGCAGAACCCUUUUGGAACCCUUUUUUCAAAUUUAAUUUAACAUUUUCAUGAAUAUAUUGGAUUCAUGUCUCCAUCUCAACCAAAAAAUCUAAGUUAAAUGAAUAUUACUUUAUUUAAAAUGUGUUUGAUUUAGUCCUAUUCUUUAUUAACUUAGAUUUUUUGGUUGAGAUGGAGGGCCUGAAUACAAACUGGAAUUAAAACCAAACGAAUGCCCAGAUUCAAUCAGAUCGAGCGUUAACCAUCGUUGGCCGACAUCCCCACAGCAGAUGUUUUGACGGUGUUGGAGCUGUAUCUACAGUAUGAGCUGAUACAUACUGUAGGUAAGUGGCUGCUUUGGUGUGUCUCAAACCACUCCCUUCCUUAGAAGUAUUAAGUGUAGUCUGUAUCAAUGUUAGAAAUAACUGUCAAGUGUCAAACUGUUGAUGUCAAACCAGUGAGCCGUUCGCAGUUUCACUGUACCGGCCCUGUGUACUUAGACUUGCAUGGCUUAAUCUUUGAGACAAACAUAUGUUAGGCUAAUGCAUGUUUAAAUGUUCAUUUGGAGGAGCGGAUUUAUAGCCUAGCAGUCGAAUUCAAGUUUUUGGCUGUGUUGGAUUUGUCGGUUUAUAGUGGUUUCAUUGCAGUGUCUAUGAUGAGGCAAGGCAACGAGCCACUUGUGGAUUUGACAGCUCUAAUGCAGUUCCACCUCCGACACCUCCAUACAACAACCACCCUGUGGAUGUUAUUGAAUCCAUCCCUUAGUAAGUGGCACAGAUUAAACUAUCCAAGAAGAAGAUAAUCUCCUUCAAAUGUGGAUGGAUAUUUGGUUACGUUUUCAACCAAACAGAAUUCAAUAUGACUUUUGUAAUACAGUAAAUAUCCUAAAGUGAAGGUUAUUUGACAUACUAAUGUACACAUCCAUGGCCAUAUUUUGAGGUUACUGUAGCUUUAAAUGUCUUUAUAUAAUCAAAGCAUGCAUGUUCAAGAUAGCGUACAAAGGUCGCAGGUCGGUGGAGAUCUUCACCAUUACUGUAAUAAUCUGUGCAGAAUCUCCAACAGCGUUGAUCUCUUGCACCAUGUACUUUUUAAAUGUAAUCUCAACUGCAAUCGAGUUAUUUUGGUUCUGCUUUUAAGAUAAAGCAAAGUGAGAACACAUUACAUUGUUGUAUAAAUAAACCAAAUAUCUGGCAUUGUA